Messenger RNA from Corticium candelabrum, 2184 nucleotides. RefSeq names its product phosphoenolpyruvate carboxykinase, cytosolic [GTP]-like. The transcript has 4 exons. Lineage: Eukaryota; Metazoa; Porifera; Homoscleromorpha; Homosclerophorida; Plakinidae. The coding region runs from base 26 to 2050 and encodes 674 amino acids. Gene Ontology annotation, cellular component: cytosol. Gene Ontology annotation, molecular function: phosphoenolpyruvate carboxykinase (GTP) activity; manganese ion binding; GTP binding. Gene Ontology annotation, biological process: response to starvation; cellular response to glucose stimulus; propionate catabolic process. The record is from RefSeq and is a predicted model, not a curated record.
UGAUCGACCAACCCGAUAAAAGGGCAUGAUUUUCAGCUCACUCAGACAUCUCUUCUUACUAGAACAGGUAUCAGCCAGCAGGCUAUCAUACUUAACGCACAUGGCGUCUACUCAAUUCAUCGGUGGACGACGCAGAGCGUCCGAAUACGGGCUACAACUCAAACGCACUUUUUCCGUCAUUCAUGGCAGUCUGGAUUGGCUAACUCCUGAGGCUCGUGAGUAUGUGGUGGAAAAAGCGAGGUUGUGUCAGCCCGAGAACAUUCACGUUUGCGACGGUAGCGAAGCGGAGAACGCGGCGCUCGUUGAUCAGAUGGUGAGAGCGGGAACGUUGAAGAAGAUCACGUCAGACAAGUUCGAGAAUUGUUACUUGGCAUUGACUGAUAAACGAGAUAUAGCUCGUGUGGAGCGUAAGACCUACAUUUGUAUGGAGAAGGAAAAGGAUGCUUGCCCAACUGUCAGAUUUGGAUCAAAAGCCUUUCUUGGCAACUGGAUGUCUGUUGAAAGCAUGGAUUUUCAGAUGAAUCGACUACGCUUUCCAAACUCCAUGGCAGGUCGUACGAUGUAUGUAAUCCCAUUCAGCAUGGGGCCUGUUGGGUCACCUCUUGCCAAGUAUGGUUUCGAACUGACAGAUAGUCCAUAUGUUGUCUCCAGCAUGAGGAUCAUGACGAGAAUGGGCAAAUCUGUACUUGACUAUCUGCAGCAGAGUGGAGAGAAGCAAUUCAUUCGGUGUCUACAUUCAGUUGGCCGGUCACUAGGGAUGCUGUCGUCUUGGCCCUGUGAUCCAGAGAACACACUGAUUGCUCACUUUCCACACAGAAAUGAAGUUUGCUCGUACGGUAGUGGAUAUGGGGGCAACUCUCUUCUUGGAAAGAAGUGCUUUGCCUUGCGUCUUGCGUCAAGUCUUGCCCAGCGAGAAAUGUGGCUAGCAGAACACAUGCUGAUUCUUGGUAUCACAAAUCCUGAGGGAAAGAAGAAAUACAUUGCAGCCGCUUUCCCCUCAGCUUGUGGCAAGACCAAUCUGGCCAUGUUAAAGCCUACCCUUCCAGGUUGGAAGGUAGAAUGUGUUGGUGAUGACAUCGCUUGGAUGCGAUUUGACUCCGAAGGCAACCUGAGAGGUAUCAACCCAGAAAGUGGUUUCUUCGGUGUUGUUCCUGGCACAUCAAUGAAGACCAAUCCAUAUGCCAUGAAAGCCAUUCAUAAGAAUACAAUCUUCACCAACGUUGCAAUGACCAAGGAUGGUGAUGCCUACUGGGAAGGAAUGGAAGAUGAAGAUCUCGAUCUUGAUGAGGUAGAGGUGACAUCUUGGGAUCACCGUCGCUGGACAAGGGAAAGCGAGUUCACAGCUGCACACAAGAACUCGCGUUUCUGCAGUCCAGCCCAUCAGUUGGAGAUAAUUGAUCCUGCAUGGGAGGAUCCAAAGGGUGUGCCCAUCGAAGCGAUUCUAUUUGGUGGUCGACGAGAGCGAGUUGUCCCUCUUGUCUACGAAUCAAAUGACUGGACGCACGGAGUUUUCACUGGAGCCUCCAUGCGAUCUCUAACAACAGCAGCAUCUCUGGAGGGCACAGUCAGGAGAGUUAAUCAUGAUCCAUUUGCAAUGCGACCAUUUCUUGGUUAUAACUGUGGGCAGUAUUUCCAGCACUGGCUAGAUAUGGGUAAAGUGGCAAAUGCCAAACUUCCAAAAAUCUUCUAUGUCAACUGGUUCAGAAAAGAAGAGCGAUCCAAACUUCCAGGUGGCCAAGAUCCGAAGUUCCUAUGGCCCGGGUUUGGUGAGAAUUCUCGUGUUCUUGAAUGGAUCUUCCGGCGCACAGACAACGAAGAUGUUGCCAUUUCAUCUCCCAUUGGAUUGGUGCCAAAAUACGGUGCUCUCAACAUCGAAGGUCUCACACCUGCAGUCGACAUGGAGAACCUGUUCGCAAUUCGCAAGGAUGAUUGGGUGCGUGAGGUUCAAGGGAUACGAGAAUUCUUUGAAGACCAACUUCCUGAGGAUCUUCCUGGACCACUAUGGACCGAGCUGAAGAAACUAGAAGAUCGAGUUGCCUCAAUGCCCUAGACAAUGACCCAGCAAUAGCAUGAAAUGACUUUGUGUAAUGCAAUAAUCUAGGCAAUGUUUUCUCUCUAUAGGCAAUACUGCUGGAUUGAGUUUUCUCACAUGUUUGAUCAACGUGACUAUAAUAUGAUUCCCAA